AUGCACUCUUCCAAUUCUUCAGCCGGCGCAGUCACCCUGAAGCCGAAGCUCAAAAGAGCAAGUAAUGAACAACCGCCACAAGCAAAACGUCGCCGUCGAACGGUAUCAUCUCCGCCACCUGAGAGAGUGUACCAACAUAUAGGCUCGCCACCUAGCACCCCUCGCAAGAACACAAACUCACCACUAGACACUAUUCAGGAUAAACAGUCUCCGGUCAAGCUGCCAACUAGUGCUGAGAGUUGGAAAUGGACUUUCACGAAAGCAUCCGUCGCACCCUGCUUCAUUAGCGAUGUCUUGCGUCUCACAGAUGGAAAACAGAAAGGUGACUACUUUAUGCUUGGCCGUGUGCCUUGCCGUUCCGUCUUCAUCAUCGGCCUUGUGCUUGGGGCCACAGCGUAUGAGAAGCGAACUCUUUACAUCGUGGACGAUGGCACAGGCAUCAUUAACUGCAUAAUACAAAAUCCCGAACAACCACCGCAAUCGCCAAAGAAGGACGGAUAUCGGACGAAACGCAAGCGCACGUCAUCGGAAGGCCAAGGCCAGAGUCGUUCUCCUGGGCCUGACGAUGAAUUCACAAUGCCUUACUCAAAGGCAGGGGACGCCAAUGCGGAAAAUGCUGAAUUGGAGAGGGGAUAUGUGGCACGUAUCACGGGCAUAGUGCGUUCGUGGAAAGGGUCGAAGGAAAUUCACAUCGAUGAAAUGGAAAGAUGCACAUCUGUCAACGACGAACUCGAACAUUGGCAAAGGGUCCUUACACUGCACCAAGAGCAUUACGACCUCACCGAACCUUUCAUAAUACCGCCGCCGCCAAUACCAGCAGCGCCAGCACGAGUUGCUCUUUCUCCGACGAAGUCGAACCAUCAACGUCAGGUCUCAUCAGCAUUGCCAGCAGUGUCCACACCGAAGAAACGACCGCCCGAGAACGUCGAUCCAUCGCCAUCGGGUCAUUCUAUCACAUACUUGACUCCAACUAAAUCAGUAAUAUCUUCGCCCUCAAGGUCGCAUGCGGGUUCUGCGUCUCCCAUUCGCCUUCGUAAUCCCUCUCGUCUCAGGACCCGCGAACUGACCGUCAAUACAUUCCGCAUCUACGUGAAGCACUAUAUGGAUAAUACGCUUCCUCCAACCCCCGUCACCGCUUCUGAGGCCGACGGGGAUGGAGAUUCUGAUACCUCUGACGCGGACUCUGUCUGUAUUUCUCUGGGUCUGGGGGGCGGUGGGCGUGAUGACUCUACGACGCGAACUCAAAGGGAACGUCGUCCCAGUGGGUCGCGGGAUAUAGAGAGUACACCGAGGGCGAAGGCCUACGAUCCAAAUUGGACGCCAAGAGCAGCUCACUGCGAUCGCGACGACGAGGAUGAGGGCUUGCAAGCACCGCACGUUCUCGGAUUUACGCUAUCCUACCUCCGUAGAGUCCCCGAACUGGCAGAGCUUGCUCGCCGAGUCGUCAAAGCCGAAGCACGAAGACGAGAGAAGGAAGCCCAUCUCGCAUCCCAGGAGAAGUCAACCGGGACUGCCAAUCUGCGGUCCUCGCAUCGUAGUGACAAGGGCAAGGCAACGGCCUAUGAUAGCUCGUCGUCAAAGCAUGGCAAAGAGGGUUUGCGUCCCAAGAUGAAACGGCUCUUUGUCGUCGCGAUUCGUAAACUCUUCGAAGAAGGGAGCAUCGUUCUUUGGGACGGGCCCGUCUGGCCCGUCAUCCCUGUUUCUCCUUCGACAAGUCCAUGUCGCAACUAUGACCGCGACGGACUCGCUGCGCUGUCAGGGAAAGCUGGCACCUCGACAGAAGACGCAUCGGUAUCGACGAAUGUUUCGUUGUCGACCAUGUAUUCCACCCGCAACGGCGAUGGUAUUGGCGGCGAAAGGCGAGACGAGGGCGAUUUAUCAGAUCCUCAAGGGGAUGAAGAGUCGUAUAUCCCGCUGACACCAUCGUAUCUCGGUAUGCAAGUCUUGUCCAUCAUUCGGGCAAUGACUUUCUCGGCGUCCACCGCUUCCACUACCUCGAGGCAUCGUCACAAUGCAGGCAAGAAGGAAGUUCGAGAUGCCCGUUCCCGUGGACCCACGAAAGAGGAGAUAACGAAGUACUUGAACAGGAUGAACAGCCGAUGGGAGAGAGUGGGAGCUUGGUCUGUUCAAGAGGCUUUGGAGUGGUUGCAGCAUGAAGGGCGUGUGCAGAUCAUGCGUGAUAUGGAACGGGAAGGGAAUGAUGCUGGUCGUGUCAGGUGGGGUCUAUGCUCCUAGGUGAUGACCACGACGGCGAAGGCACUGCACGGGAGCGGGAAAUUGUAGCACGUUAUUGGCCUGGCGCGGCACUUAGUGGACACCGUAACGGG
Messenger RNA from Stereum hirsutum FP-91666 SS1, 2327 nucleotides. RefSeq lists its product as uncharacterized. Bases 1 to 2235 code for a protein of 744 amino acids. Gene Ontology annotation, biological process: nucleotide-excision repair; DNA replication; double-strand break repair via homologous recombination. Lineage: Eukaryota; Fungi; Basidiomycota; Agaricomycetes; Russulales; Stereaceae. The record is from RefSeq and is a predicted model, not a curated record. Gene Ontology annotation, cellular component: site of double-strand break; DNA replication factor A complex; chromosome, telomeric region. The transcript is spliced from 5 exons.